UGGAAAAAAAUGGAGGAUAAAACUCAUAAAAGCACUCAAGUUGGUAUAUAAAGGUAUACAAGUAAUACAUUUCUUGACCAAAAUCAGGAGAAAGGCCGCAGACAUGGGAAUCCUUGGAAGUCUCAGUUCAGAUCAACUCCAAUUCUUCAAUUCGCAAGGGUAUCUUGUGUUGGAAUCAUUUUGCAGUGCAGAAGAGAUAGAAUCGAUGAGGAAGAGAAUGGAGGAGUUGCUAGAUACGUUCGAUUGCUCUUCCACCGCCUCAAUUUUCUCCACCAGGAAUCAGAAAAAUACGACUGACAAUUACUUCUUUGAAAGUGCUGAGAAGGUUUCAUUUUUCUUUGAAGAGAAAGCAUUUGGGGAUGAUGGCAACUUAAAGCAGCCAAAGCAUCUCUCAAUAAACAAAGUUGGUCACGGAGAGAUCUGUUUAUAAAAAUCGAAAUUAGCUUCACCUUGGGGAUAGAAGUGAAGUGCUGCAGUCGUUUUCACUAGUCCUUCUCCUUGCAGGGAACUUCAGUAAACAUAAUUGUAGGAUCUCAGGUUUGGUUAGAGGAUCCAAAUGCAGCUUGGCUUGAUAGUGAAGUGCACAAAAUUAAUGGUGAUAAAAUAGAGAUCCAGACAAGUGAUGGCAAAAAG
This is a messenger RNA of Ipomoea nil (Japanese morning glory), 633 nucleotides long. Its product is annotated as phytanoyl-CoA dioxygenase-like. The record is from RefSeq and is a predicted model, not a curated record. The transcript has 6 exons. Lineage: Eukaryota; Viridiplantae; Streptophyta; Magnoliopsida; Solanales; Convolvulaceae. Bases 104 to 430 code for a protein of 108 amino acids.